Trachemys scripta elegans is the source of this 12475-nucleotide messenger RNA. RefSeq names its product MAF bZIP transcription factor K (gene MAFK). The transcript is spliced from 3 exons. Gene Ontology annotation, biological process: regulation of transcription by RNA polymerase II. Gene Ontology annotation, cellular component: nucleus. Gene Ontology annotation, molecular function: RNA polymerase II cis-regulatory region sequence-specific DNA binding; DNA-binding transcription factor activity, RNA polymerase II-specific. Lineage: Eukaryota; Metazoa; Chordata; Testudines; Emydidae. Bases 7698 to 8168 code for a protein of 156 amino acids. The record is from RefSeq and is a predicted model, not a curated record.
GAGAAGCGGAGCUGGCAGGCUUGGCAUUGGGAUGAGAAGCAGGAACUAGAGGGGCUGGGUGCCUGGAGUGUGGCAUGAGGGAGAGAAGUAGGAUCUGGGCCAUUAAUAAGGAGGCUUGGUGAGGAGUCGGGGAUGCUGCCCACAUCUCUUGGGGAUAGGAGGUGAGAGGAGAAGACCAGAGAUUAAGCUGAGUGACUGUGGAGAGGUACAAGGAACACCAGGGAUCUGAGGGGCAGGAAUGGCUCAUACACUGCAGAUGGCAUAAGGGUCUUGGGGAGAAGAGUGCAGAAGUAUAUGGGAUUAGCACUCUCCUGGUGGGACUCUGUCAAUGGCGCAUUGGAGCAGGAAAUCUGAGCAGAGAGGAGAGGUAAACGUAAUGGAUCAGAAAGGUUGGGAGGGUCUUAGGACCAGAGUUUCAGGCAAGAUGAAUAGCGGAGUCUGGAAUGGUCUUUUAACUGAGGAGAGGGUGCCUAGCCAAAGGGACAUUGGGACAGGAGGCUUGAGUUGAGAGGAGGUAUGGGCAUUAACUAAGCCAGAGACCCCAAUCCUCUGCCUAUCCUCUCCAGUAUGGAAUGGGGGAGAGAGAGAGCGAGCGAGCCUGGGCAGGCAUGAAGGAGAGUAGAGAGGGAUGGUGGUUGGGAGUGAGGCUAUGUCUACACUGCACUUUCAGCAUUAAAACUUUUGUCGCUCAGGGGUGUGAAAAGCACCAGUGUGGAGAAAACGGUUUGUCAGAGGGAGAAUGUCUCCCGCCGACCACACUACCACCCCUCAUUGGUGAUGGUUUUAUCCUGUCCUCCGGAGAGCUCCCUCCUGGCGACAAAGAGCGGCUACACUGUGUACCUGCCAUUGUAAGGUGCUCAGUGUAGACAUAGCCAGAGUGAACAUGGAUAGCCUGAAAGGAGUUAAUAGUUGGGCUGGAAGGAUUGCAUCCACUAGAACAAGCUGUAGUGUUAGCAAGCUGUAUGAUUCAGCAAAGCAACUUUUCAGUUAAAUCCUUCUGAAUUUAGAUAGCGCUGCCGGUGUAACGUCUCCAAGUUGUGAUGCUUUUUCUGAAUUUAGCAUUUGUGCAUAGCUCCUCUCUGAAUGAUUUUAUUCUGUCCCCUUAAAGAAUCCAUGCAGCCCCAUCAGCAAGCAUUCGAAUAACAUGCAGAGGCAUCUGUAUGCAUGCAUGUUGGUGGCACACAGCAAGUACCUGAGGAAGGGCGACUGCUAGAAUUCAGACGCUCCUGCAAACCCUUCUACUAUGACAUUAAAGGAAAUUGCAUAUCCCUAGAUUUUUUUUUUUGUAAUUCUUUGCAUUGUGUUAGCCAUGACAAAUGGACACACCUUCAUAUGACAUCCUGGGGUGUUGAAACCCUGUGUAAGGCACAUGUUGCUUAAUCACCUGCUCCACAUGGCCACCCAUGAGACUGAAAGAGCCUCCUGGUUUAAACAUGGUCUUGGUAACGUAAGAUGCCUUGCAUUUUGAAUCAGAACGGCCACCAGUCCUUGCUACAGACAUUGGCAUGUUUUCUAUCACUGGGAAGGCCAAAAGCAUAAGAUGGUGGAGGAGGGGACCCUGAACCCACAUCGUAGUGGUGGUUCUCAUUAGCUUGCGCUAUAGGACAAGCGUACAGAUUGUGUCUAGUUUUGAAUGGUUCUUGAAAACAGUUCUAGCAAACCUGUGCCCUGUGACUCGGAGUUCUAAAUAUGACUGACUUUGAAGUGUAAAGAGAGCCUUGAGAAUUCUGGAUAAAAUCAGUAUGGGUCCACAGUUCUGAGGGGAGCACUGAGGUUCUGGAAACACUGAUAAGCAGGCAUCCCUACUACUGGCAGUUUGCAUCUCAGUGGCCUUUAUCCUCCCUACAAAAUACACUAGUUUGCGUAGAAAAGAGUUUUUCUGGACUAACCGUAACAUUCUGUGCUGAUGUGAGAAAUGCAGGUUUGGUUUCCUGGUCCACUCUUUUCCUAGACUGGCUGAGAAUGGGAAUUCUGAGGAGGCAAAAUGUUUCCCUUCUGAGGGGAAGGAGAUGCUUAUUGACAAACCCCACAAACCUUCUUUAGAUACAUAGAGGUGUGAAUAGUCUCAGGUGAGGAGGGGCUACCCCUGGAAGGGGGAAACAUCUGAAAAUGGUCAGAUGGGUCUCCAGCAGUUCAGAGACCACACCCUUCAUGAAAAGUGGGGGGGGAGGGGGCUUUAACAUUCAGAGCGUCUGCUCUGCGGGUAGAUUUGCCUGGUGACUGUGCAGGAUACGGAUCACUUUGGAUUUUCAGACUGAGAUAAGGGUGGGGAAACCUUAUUCCUCUAUCUUCUUCAGGCAGGGAAGGAGAUAGCACAAGCUAGAGAAACAUCCCCGCUGGGGGAGACAAAGGAGGGGGAAUGGAGGUGUGUCUAAACCUUAAAAAACAUUUCAUAGUCAACUUUAGAGAGAGCUGUUGCUGCUGCAAAGGGCCGUUUCUCUAUUUCCCACACACACACACCCAUUCCUCUGUGUGUUGCUCAGUGGAGGAGGGGCCCUGUUCUGGGAUCCCAGCAGAAAACAGGCCAUGAAAUCUCAAAUUGUGAACAAACGCUUUUGGGCAAAGGGGCUUUGUAGAAAAUGGAAAGGGCUCCAUUAACUGUCUUGACCUGUCUGCCCCCUGGGUAGCUCCUCACUAGAGCAAAGCUGGGUGUGGGAAGAAGAACAGAGAGGUAGUGAGCAAAUGCUCCUGUCCCACACAGUGGAAAACUGCAUCCCAUUUUGUGGGAUUUGGGGCCUUGUGUCUUUGGAAAAGGUGCAGCCCUGCUCCCAACACCAGCCCAGCCAGUAUGUUCGGUUAUACAGCUGCCAUGGUUUAGUAUUUAAUUUAUUUACCUUGCUGCUUUCGCACUGAUGGAGCGUGCUUGUGUCGCCUGGUCUCUUUCUCUCCCCUUCCGUGUGUAAACUGAUGCAGAGAAGCCUGCCUCCUCUCGUCUCUGCCUAAACGUGAUGGACACUUUUAUGAUCCAAUGACAGUGCAUAGAAUAGGCAGGACCAAGGGGGAGGGAAAAUUAACCCUGUUUGUACCUAAGAGACUCUCAGAGAGAAUGGGGAGGAUAAUUAUUAAUGAGGAUAUGGUUACAGAGUGCAGGGGCUGUGCUGAAUCCCAUUAGCAGGACACUUGGCAAAAUUUGUCAGGGCUUUGCACUCACACUUUAGCUUAAUUGUGUUAAAUGUUCUUUGAAACAUUAGGGUUAACUCAGACCCCACUGCAAAAGUACAGCGUCUAAAAAAUAUGGAAGCAGAAAUCCGCAAACUCAGUUUCUAGUAUCUGAAGGCCGUGCACUUUGCAAGUUUCCCUAAUUUCGGUGCCUUAGUCUCCAUUGUUUCUGAAACAGAUUGGAAGUCUUAGACAUUUUGUAAUGUCUAUGUCUUUAUUGAAUUAACUGUAAACGACCGGUUGGUCAGUGUUCAGGUGCUCUGUUGAAAACAUGCAACUAUAUUGGAGGUUUGAGAACUGGAGGUGGGACGCCUGGGGCUUUGGCUGCUGAGGUGGCAUGGUGUGCAGUUUUUUAUCCCACAAACACACCGUACUUUUAGCAGGCGUCUAGCUGUGAAAUACUGGAACAGUGCUAACGCUCUACGUUCUCAAGAAAUCCCAAGCUCAGCACCCUAUUGAGAUGAACAAGCCUCUCACACUUUUUGCUGAGCUAUUGUUUCAGGCUGUCUAAAGACUCAGGCAGGUAAUACUCCAUUGGUUCAUGUUUGGACGAUAUUCUUGUGACUGUAAAGCCUAGAAACUCUCCGUAAUGGAAGCAAUGAUCCUGCUGCGUGGUUCUGAAGCAAGGGGUAGAUCUGUGGCAAAUUCCACUGGCUUGCAACAUCUGGGACACUGCAUAACAGUCCUGUUCUCUUUCCUCCUUAAUAACUAUAUAAGCUGAGAAAGAUGGGAUAUAAUAGUUGGAGCAUAGGAUAACUAAGAGCUAUGAAUUCAUAAAUCCUAAUCCCAGUUCUGCCAUUAAAUCCCAGUGUGGCUAUGUGCAAAUCACUUCACUGUGCAGGGCCUCAGUUUCAGUGUCUGUAAAAUGGAAUCUUUAUUUGCCACUGGAGCUGGUGUGAGAUUUAACUGAUAUUAGUAUAACAUUGUUUAUCACUAGAUUUUAUAAAUGCACAUGAGAUCAGAGCUCUGUACCCUCUCUAUAUCAGAAGCUGUCUGCAGUACAUCAGACCUCAGUAGCUCCCAGUCUCCCCUUCCUGAAACUCCAAGGUCUCUGUAGUGUGACCCACAGGCAUGCACUCAUGAUCCCCUGAAUCCUCUGCUCUGUAACCACAAGGGCUCUGCAGCAUCUGACUCGGUUGUUUACUAAACCACUGAAGACUGUCUGAUCCCUGUCCAGGCUUCCCCAGAGAGAGCCUCAGAGUCCUGUCCUGACAGCAUUCUGAUUCAGUCCGAAGGUUUCUGAAUCUGUUCUUUGCUGCUGGAUGCUGGUUCUGAUCCAUAAGAGAAUUGGAAAGCUGGCUAGCUGGGUGAGUGUUCUGUGUAUAGCUUCUCUCUAGAACAGUACACACGGUGACUCACCCCUCCUCUGUGUCUUCUCUCCAUUCACGUAGAAGUUAUUGCCUCACGUAUGCUUGCUCUCUGUGUGAUUCACAUCAUUGGGGUAUCCUUCCCCCCUUCUCUGUUACAGAUGAAUGACAAGUGUCAGUCUGCUUCUCAGUGUGUGUGAGGAUUGUUAGAGCAGGAGGAGGACUUGUGAAUGAUGGAAGGGAAGAUAUUCUCUGCAUUCCACACUGCAGUGUCUUGGGAAUCCAUGCUGUGUCUCCAAGGGACAGAAGCACAGAGCUUAGGGUUUAAGCAUCUGCCGUUCCCUCAUCUGUCAGACCUGAUGUCCUCCUUGGUGGACGUGUCAUGUGCCAGCUUUGUAGGCAUGGUUAACUGACUUGACCGUCUUGCAGGUGUCUCACGUAUGGCACGUGGAGGUGUGACGAUAGGGAUUGGGUAAGUGUGCGCUUCUCACCGGAUGAGAACAGUUGUCAAAUUGAAAUGCUCUGCAGGGGCCAGGAAUAGCGUGGCUAUUCCGUUUCUCACAGCAGCAGCCAGGGCAGUCUGUCUGGCCUCUGACAUAAGGGUAGGCUGUUGGCUAUGGAUUACUCAUUCAUGGUGACCAGCCACACUCCAGCUCCAAGGAGCCAGCCUUUUAAAUCUUAAAGGAAACUUACAGGCAGAAGCAGGAAGAAGGGUACCAAGAAUUGAAAAUAGCUUGUGGAUAAACAGAAAGUUUGGGUAAGUGACAGAACAAUUUCAUUGGAAAUGAUCUAGCUGGAUUUUAGUAUGGCUGGACAGGGUGUAUUCCUAGCAUAAUCUUCUAUGCUUAAUUGAGACUAUUGAUGAUUAAUAGUCAGAUAAAAUUGAGAAUUCCUUCCUGCUUAAACUGCCCUCCUCUGUCUGCUCCUUAGGAGGGGAAAAGUUGUUGCAGGCUUGCUUGGGGAGAUGGUCAUAUAGUCUCAGGUUACUGUACAUGCUGCUUCAUGUGUGAAUGGAAGCUAAAGAACUGUGGUGCUUCCUACUGGAUCAUUUAUGUCCUUGCCAAUGUUUCCUUUUGUAGUAAAAUCAGUUUUAACAUCCAAGGCUGUGUAUGAACUACAAACAAGUGCACCCGUGGCUGCUGUUAGCUACACAGUGGCUGCUGGUAUCUAACACUGCCCUCUGUAAAGUGCUUUGGGAGCACUGGAGUGUGAAAAGUGCUACUAAAACCAAAUUCUGAUCUCCUCUGCUGUGCUCUUUUCUUCUCACACAGCAGUGCUGCCCCACCUCAUCCCACUAGUAAGGAUUGUCUUGGUUGAGUGGGUGGGGAAGAGGAGAGCCCCAAAACAAAAUAGUGGGUAGUGCUGUAUGUGCCAAACUGAAACCAUCAAACUUGUGGUCCUGGGCUGAAUAAGCAGAGCGCUUCAAAUUCUCAUGAGGAUGCUAUAAGUCAGAUAGGAGCCAUCUGGGGGUCAACUGCAAGGGUGUUGACAGAAGCAGGACUGGAUUUCCAAUUAGGCACAGAAGGCACAUGCCUAAGGGCGCAGGCAUUCUGGGGGCAACUUACCUCUCUAAAACUGUGUGCCAGACGAAGGUCAGCUGUAGGCGGGGGGCGCUGAAGAUGCUCUGCCUAGGAGCACAUAAGGUGUAAAUCCGACCCUGGACAGAAGUGGUGUCAGAUAACCUUAUAAAAACACUAGCACUAGGGUUCUUUGUAUCCUUCCAAUAAAAACACUUGUUUUAAAUAUAAAUGGGAAACACAACCUUAUAGAAACACUUGUUCCUUUACCGGGGCAUAAUAAUACUUAUUUAUCUAUCGCUCAGCAAUGUGCCAUGUGGCUUACAGAAUAAAAGUAACAUAGUCCCUGCUCCAAAAAGCUUGCAGUCUAGCUUUAGACAUGAGGCUGCAAAUGCUGUUAACAAGGAAUAGGUAAAGAAAAUCUUUAUAGUAAUAAGAUCACACAUUUAUAUAGAGCCUUGCAGGCACCCCUAUAAGGUAUGUGCACUGGGCACCAUUAAAAAUUGAAUGUUUGCAGCACUGUGUACCUUUUUACUUAGGGGUUUUCUGUUUUUUUGCAGUCUGUGUACAGGAAAUGUCACAUACUGUAGUAUAUUUAACCACUUGUAGGUGGUAAAUGGAUAGUCAUAAACAGCACCAACUGUGUAAGUAUUUUUAUCCCCACCUUACAGCAGGGGACAUUGAGUCAGAAGUUAAGUAACUUGCUCAAGGCCUAAGACUGCAUAAUUGUCUGUCAGGAUUACAACCAAAUUCAUGGUACUAAGUCUUGCUCAGACCACACCACAUGAUGAUCCACGGCAUAAAAUAAAUUUAUCAUGGGAUAUUCAGUCACUUGAGUGAUCUUAUCUUGGUGGUUUUAACAGUAUUAUAUUAAACUCUAGAGUAGGAGUCUGUUCUCAAAUAGCAGUGGACCUUCACUCCAGUGUCUGUGCGUAAACCAGUAUUUGAGAAUCGAUGCUUAUGCAAGAACCAAAUUCCUGCAUGGGGUCUUCUUCCAGAUGCUGAUUUUGCUCAUUAUUUACAGCUGAUUUAGUGACCACCACCUGUGUAUUGAGUUCUCCCCACCCCCAGCCCUUCAUCUUAAUCCCACUAGUGACUCUGGUGUUCUGCCUGUCUUUGUGCCUGGACCCCUAUAAUGGGAGCUGAUCCUAAAAGACUUCAGAGGACAUGCUGGUUUCUUCUAGAAUAUACCGAUUUAUAAGCCAGGCUGCCAUUUAUUUAAUGAAUAGGAGGCAUCCUGUGUUAAUACUGACCCCCAGCUAUGAAGGAUGGCAUGUUAGAGCUUCUACACCUCUAAUUUCUAUAACACUUGUAACAACCUGGGCCCUUGUUAAAUUGUUGUGUGCCUGGUCUGGCACCAAACAUGGAGGAGUCUAGGACCUUCCUCUGAGCAGUGUGGAAUGUAAAUAGACAUCCCUUCAGCAGACAUCAGAGCACAAAGCAACAGGUGACCAGAAGGGGGGUUCAUCACACAGAGUCGCAGGAGGCUUUUAAAAAUAAGCAGAGUUACUUUGGGUGGCAGAUUACCCCCGACAGUGACCCCCGAGGGAGUCUCCACCCUCAGCACUUGCUUUCCACAAUAUUCCACAUUUCUUCCCCUCUCUGAGCAGCCAGCGGAGUGUUCAGUUUUUCCAUCGACUGGUGUAGAAAGUGCUUUGAAGACUCACUGGUUGCAAUUUCUGACCAGUUCUGUCCAGGAGACUGUGCCCAGGUUAUGACGACUAAUCCCAAACCGAACAAGGCAUUAAAGGUAAAGGAGGAGUCAGGAGAGAACGCCCCAGUGCUGAGUGACGAUGAACUCGUGUCAAUGUCCGUCCGGGAGCUGAACCAGCACCUGAGAGGUCUCACGAAAGAAGAGGUCAUCCGCCUGAAGCAGCGGAGGCGCACGCUCAAGAACCGGGGCUAUGCUGCCAGCUGCCGCAUCAAGCGUGUGACACAGAAAGAGGAGCUGGAGAGGCAGCGGGUUGAGCUGCAGCAAGAGGUGGAGAAGCUGGCCCGAGAAAACAGCAGCAUGAAGCUAGAGCUGGACGCCCUGCGCUCCAAGUACGAGGCAUUGCAGACCUUUGCUCGUACCGUUGCACGGGGGCCUAUUACCCCGACCAAAGUCGCCACCACUAGUGUCAUCACCAUUGUGAAAUCAGCUGAAAUCUCAUCCAGUUCUGUGCCAUUUUCAGCAGCAUCCUAGUGCCCUAGAUGGGGGAACUACAGCCUUUCGGAGGGAUGGGGAAAGGGCUCUUAUGCACCGUUCCAGAGUCCUUGGUCACUUCAAGAAUUGGCAUUUUAACAAUUCCUUCUCUUUCAAAAGUGCAAAAAAAAAAAAAAAAAAAUCUACAAAGGGAACGUAACUGGCUGCUCCUCUGUGAACUUAGUGGUUCCAUGAAGCUCUUGUGGCUGGGAUUUGAGCUCUGUACCUAGUAUGAGCUUUCUCUUCCUCCUCCCCCUGCCUCCCCAACCCCCUUUAGGCUGUGGGCAGCUUCCCAAUUGGGAGAAGAUACCGGAGGAGCCUUUGUGAAUAAUGUUCAAGAGCCAGGUAACAGAUGGACUGUCGAAAUCAUGUGAGAUGAAUGUAUAGAGAAGAGUUUCCUUCAGUGGCAUCCAACUCCCAUUAAGAAGUUACCUCACCCCACCACCACGUUCCACUGUCAUAGCAGUGGCAGAGAAAUAAACUCUGAAGCAGAGUCCAUUCCGCCAUGCACUGGGGGGAGGAGAGGAGGGUUGGUCAUACAGAGAGGGAAUAUGUUUGGGUCAGACCACACCAGUUAGGAAAAACCUUCCUGUCUUCAGCCCAUACCGGUUACCAGUUUACAUGUUUUAAUACACCCCAUACCUGUGUGGCCUAUAAAGCUAAAUUGCAGCCUCCCUUAUACAAAGCCAAGUCUACCAAGAGCUCCUUCCCCAAGAUGUGCCUGUAAAUUGGGUAUAUUUAUGCAGUUUAUUUCUUCCAGAUGAUCCACAGGUUUGUAAAAGUGGCUUAUUCAGGGUUCCUUGAAGCUCAAGGGAGGAAGGCACAGUAAAAUUCAAGAAGGGAGGUAUGUUGCGGGGCAUAGAGAGAAAUACUAGAAGUAUUACUGGCCUGAGGCAGAAUUGGUUGCCAUGGUGGGAAGUUGUUGUCCUGGAAAUCAGCACUGUGAAAAGGUGUUUAUGUAGAGCAUGUUAGAAAGAUGUGUUAAAAGCACUGAAGUAAAAAGAGGGCCGAUAGUGUAUGUGCAAGAAGAUCAAAGCCAGCAGAAACUCCUGGAUAACAGAGGUAGUGGUGGUUAAGGCCUUUGCCUGUUAGAACAGUGGCCAUCCCAACCUAAGGGGCCAUGUACACUGAUCUUUGCCAACAAGAGAUAGGGUAUGGGAUGCUGGGUGGAAGCUGAAAAAGGGAAGAAAGAUUCUUAACCCAAUCUCAGUCAUUAAAGCUGGGUUCCAAAGAGUAGAAAAACCUAUAGUGUUUUGUGUUGAGAGGGUUGAGAGAACCUGUCUGACAACAAUCCUGAAACUCAACAUUUCUUGGGGAUGUGAAUUAUCCCUAGAGAUGAAUGGAGGGCAGGAUUGGAAUCGGUGGCUUUUGGGGGAUGGUAAAAUUGGGGUCGAUAAGUAGGGCUUAUGGUUCUGAAGGAUAGUUGGGAAGAGGUAACCGUGGCUCAGCAGUGGGCAGGAAAGGGAAAGCCAAAGGGAGAAGAGUCUAUUCUUUAACAGGACUGAAAAGACAUUCUAAGUUUCCAGGUCUGAGUAAAAAUAGCUAUGUUCAUGUUUGUGUGUUUGAAGUAGGAAAGAAAAGGGAUUGCCUGGUGUUCCAGAGUAGGUCAAAGAUUUGUGGGCUGUCAGAUGCCUGCUCUAAAGCAGGUGAGAAGAGGUUGAGAUUCCUGAAGUUCAAGAUGACUGGAGGAGAUGGCUAAUGUUCAUAUUCAGAAGAGUUUGGUAGACUGGUGUUCCAGAGUAAGGUACAAAGGAGAAGAUGGAGAAGAAUGACUGGUGGUCUAGUUUAACUGAAAAGGAUAAAGGAAGAUGCUCCUGUCAUUGAAGAGGACAGAAAAUUAGCAUCCUAGGCCAGUGUAGGAUAUUGUUUGUGAAGUUAUCUUGUGUCUUGAAUUGCAAGAAGAAUGCACAAGUUUAGUGAAGCCCUGUCUUUCUUCUAAAGACAAACACAAGUUGUUGUUGGCUCACUUUUUCCCAGUCACUGGAGUCUCUUGGUUUCCCAAGAAGGUACUUAAGUCAAGUAGUUGGAGAGGCAGAACCUGGUUCUCAUUCAGUCCUAAACCUCUACACUGAUGACUUUCCUGAGCCAUAGGAUGUGUAAGAGUAAUGCUUCCUUGAUGGCUUUUACCCCACCAGAUUCAUCUCCUCCUGGAGGAGGCAAACAGGAAGUUACCAACAAAUAUAGUUUGGAGGUAUUUAGCUCCACUUCUCCUCCACUUCCUUACCAUCUCCUAACAGGCAGAUUGAUGUCCUGCGUAUCAGUACCAGUUAUUGGCUCCCCCAGCAGAAGCUGAGGAAGAGAAGACCUUAAUUCCUUUUCAUGUUCUGUAACUCAAAAGUACUUGGAAAUCUUCCCAGAUCUCUGAGGUGCAACCAUUAACACAGGCAAUGUCUAGAUUCCUAGCACUGUUGGGACUUUAAAAGAGAAACAGAAAAAUAUCCAGUGGACUUGGAAAUGACUGAAUGUUCCCCAUUUCUAAAAUAGCUCCAUGAAAGUCUUCACAUUCCUGAACAGAUAAGACCACCCCCUCCACCUGGGGAAUCCUUCACUGCACCAAGGAAAUGAGAUCAACUAGACAGGAGAGUAAUGGGAAUUUAAACAUAAUUCGGUGGGGUUCAGUUGCUGUUGGAAUGAGAUGAGGAAUAGAUCUGAGUUCUUUACUAGUACUUCCAUUGUGGCCGAGCAUUUUCCAGUUCUCGGAAAUGUGCCAAAGGCUUGUCCAAGUGAUUGCUGGUUUAGUGCUAGAAGGCGCGUAGUCUCUGAUUACUCAAUCAAGAAUGAGGCCUGGGUGUUAUUAAAGCUGUUGAUACCAUAACCAUGGUAGGUAAUCCAUAUUGGAUAUCCAUAAGGACCACGUGGAAAUAUUUAAAAAGAGAAAUAAAUAUAUAUAUAUAUAAAUAUAUUAUAUACAUUUUAUCAUAUAGAUUUUUCGUAAUUUUUUUUUCCAAGUUUGAUACUGUAAAUCUUUACUAAAAGAAAUUGCCAGUCCAGGGCUCCUUGGGUGGUGAUUUGGGGGGAAAGGAGGCAUGCUGGCUAACUUCAACUGGUGGAUCAGAAUUGCAAGGUAAUACAGAGGGAGGAACAAUCUGAAAGCUGCUCACCACAUUGGAGAGACAACUCCCUCUCCCUUCUUCCUCUGGGGUUUGUUUCUGUUCCGUCCUGCACUUGCAAAUCUGAUGCCCAGGGCAAAAGCCAAUGAGGGGAAUUGGGCCACUGCUUGCAGAAUCACUAGGGGAGCCCUUUUGAAAAGGAGUGCUUAUCUCUCUUCCAACCCUCCUCCCACUCCCUCUUGUCUCUCCUUACUGCAGUAACUAGGGCUCCUUUCUCCCCCCUCUUAUCUUGUCACACCACCGCUAGAGGGAAGCAAUGAGUCUUAAUUUCAUGAGGAUUAGGCUCCACUUCUGAACCCCAGGCCCAGCAUUUUCCUCUGAUACCCACCCUGUGCAUAGGAACCACGGUAUGAAGGUGGGGACAUUAGAAGCAGCCAGCGGUAUGUCCCCUGACCCACAAUUGGGGCAUUGUGGGAUGUUUACAUGGGGCAAUAACAGGUCCUUCUUAUCAGGGGCUUCUCUGUGCUCCUGUAUGUGCAUUUGUUGUGCUCCUGACUGGGAAUAGUUUCCCUCUAGGGAAGCUUCAGAGCCCUUUGAAGCAAGUUAGUGUCUCUGACCUUGCCUAACUAUAUCCUCUGCCUGAGGAAACAACAUAUAACGUGUUUUGUAAUGCCACAUCUCUCUGGGACAAGUGAGGGAGGGCGGCAGGCAAAAUGAAUAAUGGGUGGGACGGGAGAGUGAGUGGCAAGUUUAUGUAUUGCUGGGAUCGUGGGGCAUUCAAGCUACUGUGCGACUCAAAGCCCAAGGAGGAGGAGGCAUUUUUUCUCUCUCAGAUCAUUUAAACUUUGUCAUGAUUGUUUUCAUUUAAAGAAAAAAAACUUUUGUAAUGUGGGUUUGUUUUCCUUUGUCAUCUGUAUUCCAGUCUGCUGGGGUGUUUCCGUAGAUGGUGGAUCUUUUGCUUUCAUUUUUUUUUUCUUUUUUUUUUAAUGGUAGAUCUUCUGUUAAGUUUUUAUCACCAACUCAUGCUAUCCUCCGUGGUCAUUCAGUAAUUUCAUUUCAAUAUUUAUUUUUGUGCUGCUUUUUUUAUUAUAAAAUAAAUUAUUGAUAUACCGAGUAAUGUGGAUUCCUGUUUGUAAGGCGUAUAGCCCUGUGUAUGUGUCCAUCACUUUCUCUUGACAGCCACAACGUAAUUUAUUGCUGUAAAUUUAGCUGCAGUGACUGGUUUUUUGUACCUUUCCAAUAAAGCAUUUUCUGGUU